AUGAACUAUAUCCGGCACACUCUCCCGUGCAUCACAGCACCGGUGCACACUCCUCCGCCACUGCCUCUUCACAGUUCACAAGGUGCUUCACAUAGCACACCUAACACAAAGCUCCCCUCUAACCGCAUAAAGAGAGCCAAGUCACGUCAACCACAAUUUGUGUUCCCAAAUACAACACGCAAGUUGAAGUCCUCUUCUAAUAAUAAGUCACAGAUGGCUGCACACGAUCAUCUAGACUUAACACGCAAUCCUGAUGGCACAGUCACCCGUAAACCAAGCAAACACCCAGUGAGAUCAACCGCCCCUGAUCUUAGCCACCCCACUCCGGUUCUCUCGAAAGACGUGACAAUCAACGAAUCAAAUCACACUUGGGCUCGAAUAAUAUUCUUGCCUCGUCAUGCACUGGAAGAGGAUUCUUCCUCCUCAAAUGCUCCACUUCCCCUCAUUGUAUACUAUUGCGGUGGAGGAUUUGUCAUAUUGUCCGCAGCCACAAUCUACUGUCAUGAUAUUUGUUUCAACAUCUCGUCACAACUGUCUGCGGUGGUUGUCUCCCUCAAUUACCGCCUCGCACCGGAGCACCGCUUGCCGGCAGCCUACGACGAUGCCAUGGAAGUAUUAAAUUGGAUCUCAAAUACAAACGAUGAGUGGUUGAGAGAGCAUGCCGAUUUUACCAAGGUGUUCAUCAUGGGAUCUAGUGCGGGCGGCAACAUGGCUUACCACGUCGGAUUACGUGUUGCGGCUGCAGGGGUUGAUCAAUUUAAGCCGUUGAAGAUUAACGGCCUGAUACUGCACUAUCCAUUCUUCGGUGGUGCCAAGAGAAGUGAAUCCGAGUUGAGGUUACUGAACAACCACGUUUUGCCUCCCCGCCCUCGGCACAGUGAUCUAUUGUGGGAACUCUCAUUGCCGAUCGGUGCUGACCGUGAUCAUGAGUACUGCAAUCCAACGGUGGGGGAAGGGCCAAGGUUGUUAGAGAAGAUGAAGUUGUUGGGUUGGAAGGUAUUGUUGUCUACUUGCGACGGGGACUUGGCGUAUGACCGGCAGAUUGAAGUAGCAAAUAUGAUGGAAGAAAAGGGUAUCAAAGUGGAGAGAAGAAUCGUUAUUGGAGAUUAUCAUGGUGAUGAAGCCUUAGACUUACCUAAGCAGCAGAAACUGAUUAUAGCCUUAAAAGAUUUCGUAUUUUCUUCAAUUGCUCGACUUUCUAAUUGAUGUUUGCUUCGCUAGCUAUGUUCCAAGCUUUGUUUUGUAAUUUAUGUUUCAAUAAGAUGUGGUGUUGUACACACAAUUCAAGAGUUGAGAUAACUGGGAUACCAAUUGAUGAUCACUAUCAUUAUUACUGUUGGAUUAUUGGA
Tripterygium wilfordii is the source of this 1349-nucleotide messenger RNA. RefSeq names its product probable carboxylesterase 120. Gene Ontology annotation, molecular function: hydrolase activity. The record is from RefSeq and is a predicted model, not a curated record. Lineage: Eukaryota; Viridiplantae; Streptophyta; Magnoliopsida; Celastrales; Celastraceae. The transcript has 3 exons. The coding region runs from base 1 to 1206 and encodes 401 amino acids.